AUGGAAGCAGGAAACAGCACAGAAGUACCCCAGUUCCUCCUCCUGGGCCUCGCAGAGGAUCCGGAACUGCAGCCUGUCCUCUUUGGCCUCUUCCUGUCCAUGUACCUGGUCACGGUCCUGGGGAACCUGCUCAUCAUCCUGGCCGUUGGCUCUGACCCCCACCUUCACACCCCCAUGUACUUCUUCCUGUCCCACCUGUCCUGUGUAGACAUCUGCUUCACCUCCACCACCGUCCCCAUGACACUGGUGAACAUCCAGACACAGAGAAAAGACAUCUCCUACAUAGGCUGCCUCACGCAGGUGUAUUUCUUUGUGGUUUUCGCUGGGCUGGACAACUUCCUCCUGACCGUGAUGGCCUAUGAUGGAUACGUGGCCGUCUGCCACCCCCUGCACUACACGGCCUUCAUGAACCCCCGGCUCUGUGGGCUCCUGGUUCUUGCGUGUUGGUUCACCGUUUUCUGGGUCUCCCUGCUUCAUACUCUACUGAUGGUGCGGCUGACCUUCUGUGUAGGCACUGAGAUCCCGCACUUCUUCUGUGAGCUGGGGCAGGUUCUCAAGGCGGCCUGCUCUGAUGCCCUCAUCAAUGACAUCGUCUUGUAUGUGGCCACGGCUCUGCUGGUUGUGUUUCCUCUCACCGGAGUCCUGUUCUCUUACUCUCAGAUCGUCUCCUCCAUAGCGAGGAUGGCCUCCACUGAGGGCAGGUAUAAAGCAUUUUCCACCUCUGGGUCUCACCUGUCUGUGUUCUCCUUGUUCUAUGGGACAGGCCUGGGGGUCUCCCUCAGCACUGCUGUGACCCAUUCUCCACAGAGGAGCUCGAUUGCCUCAGUGAUGUACACGGUGGUCACCCCCAUGCUGAACCCCUUCAUCUACAGCCUGCGGAACAAGGACGUGAAGGGGGCCCUGCGAAGGAUUCUCAGCGUAACAGCCUCUUGUCUGUAGUGGGUCAUUGACUUCAAAAGUGUGCAUUUUGAGCCCAAAUGCAAAUGUCACAAAUUUCAUUAUCCUGAUUAUUUUUCUCCCCUGACAGACAUGCUCCGUUUCUUCUAUUCCCACUGCACCUAUGGCUUUGCCUUUAUUUGUUUUUAUAUUAGUUAUCCUCAGUCACUCCGUCUGGGAUUGUUUCCUGUUCUUCCAUGUUUGUUUACCAUAAAUCUCUCUCCUUGGUCAGCUUACAGCCAUUCGUCAGGCUCCCCGUAUUAGAUGGGAAGCACUUCUAUCAAGUGCUGACAUGGUUUCCCCAAAAAUUAUCCCCCAAGUAUUCAUGUUAGUUUCCUUAACUUGGUUGUGUAUUUCCCUGAAAGAAAUGGAAUGAAAAGUAGUCAUAACCAAAGAAUUUAUAGUAUCGAGAUGUUUCUUGUUGUCCUAAUGUAUAGUUUUAUGUCAUCCUUACAACAUUGCUUUGAGAUAUUGUUUGCUAUUAGCCCCAUUUUUCAGAGAAGAGAUUGAGACUGGAAUGGAUUCUAACCUGGGAACCUGACACAAUCCUUACUUUGCUAUCUACUAUUCAUAAAACUGUGAUGUGGUUUUCAAUUUCAAGUGUAGGAAUAUAGAUUUGGAAGCCACUUUGUUCAGGUGUGUAUAAGUAACAUAUUGCAUAGGCUAACACAUUUCCUCUGCUUUGCUUUCUCCUCUCUCUGUUCCCUCCAGUUUUCCUUCCUUCCUUUCCUCUCUAUUGUUUUAUUAGACUUCUUUUUCCCAUCGUUGCAAUAUCAAUAUGUGCUCCAAGAUCCUAAAACAUUUAAUAAUGAAUACGAUAAAAUAAGA
Molecule: messenger RNA, 1764 nt
Organism: Manis pentadactyla (Chinese pangolin)
Lineage: Eukaryota; Metazoa; Chordata; Mammalia; Pholidota; Manidae
Product: olfactory receptor 7D4-like
Exons: 1
Coding region: 1-939 (312 amino acids)
Biological process (GO): G protein-coupled receptor signaling pathway
Cellular component (GO): membrane
Molecular function (GO): G protein-coupled receptor activity; olfactory receptor activity
Source: RefSeq, a predicted model, not a curated record